Ornithorhynchus anatinus (platypus) is the source of this 2371-nucleotide messenger RNA. RefSeq names its product abraxas 1, BRCA1 A complex subunit (gene ABRAXAS1). NCBI's taxonomy places the organism in Eukaryota, Metazoa, Chordata, Mammalia, Monotremata, Ornithorhynchidae. The record is from RefSeq and is a predicted model, not a curated record. Gene Ontology annotation, cellular component: nucleus. The transcript has 9 exons. Gene Ontology annotation, biological process: mitotic spindle assembly; attachment of spindle microtubules to kinetochore; protein K63-linked deubiquitination. The coding region runs from base 72 to 1286 and encodes 404 amino acids. Gene Ontology annotation, molecular function: polyubiquitin modification-dependent protein binding; microtubule binding.
GCCGGGGAGCGGGGCCCGGAGCCCGGGGAAGAGCGCCAACCGCCCCGCCGCCCCCUCCGGACCCCGCGGGGAUGGAGGGCGAGAGCACCUCCGCGCUGCUGUCCGGCUUCGUGCUCGGAGCCCUCGCCUUCCAGCACCUCAACGCGGACUCCGACUCGGAAGGAUUCCUCCUUGGAGAUGUGAAAGGAGAAGCAAAGAACAGCAUUACCGACUCUCAAAUGGAUGAUGUUGAAGUAGUUUAUACAAUUGACAUACAAAAGCACAUUCCAUGCUACCAGUUGUUCAGCUUUUACAACUUUGUGGGUGAAGUGAAUGAGCAGGCACUGAAGAAAAUAUUAUCAGGCUGCAAAAAGAAUGUAAUAGGUUGGUAUAAAUUCAGACGUAAUUCAGACCAGAUGAUGACGUUCCGGGAGAGAGUGGUUCACAAGAAUUUACAGAUGCACCUCUCAAACCAGGGACUUGUUUUCCUGUUGCUGAGACCCAGCAUAACUACAGAGAGCGGCUCCACUCAUCGACUGGAACAUGCGUUACACAGACCUCAGGAAGGGCUCUUCCACAAAGUGCCUCUAGUGGUUUCCAACUUAGGGAUGUCAGAACAGCAGGGUUAUAAGACCGUAUCCAGUUCUUGUACAUCUACUAGUUUUGGCAGAGCAGUAAAAACUCACAGGUCAGAAUUUUUUAAUGAAGAUGGAUCUUUAAAGGAAGUCCAUAAAAUUAAUGAAAUGUAUGCUACUGUACAGGAGGAAUUAAAAAAAAUAUGUUCUAAAGUGGAGGACAGUGAGAGGUCAGUAGAGAAACUACUAGCAGAUGUUAACAAACUGAAACAAGAAAUAUCUAAAAGGAAGAGUAUGCGGACUCAGGACUCAGGUACAAAAAAGAGUAAUUCAGAAGAAUCAAAAGAGAACAGUUUCCUGUGUCAGGCUUUAAGAACAUUUUUCCCAAAUACUGGAUUUCUUCACUCAUGCAUUGUCUCUCUGAAAAGUAGACACAUCUGUAAAAGUUUCUGCAACACUGACCAUGAGCACAAUGUGAAGGAUAAGCUAACUCUAAUGCUGGAAGACGCAGACUCCCCCGAAGCUGAAACACGACAGAUGGUUAAGCGUAAGGCUAUCGCCACAGAGAACAGAAGACCUUUCAAGAAAUCAAGACUGUUGCAGCUCCAGAAUAAAUCUCAGGAUAGUGACCAAGAAAAAAUGUUUUCCAUGAGCAGUACGGAGACAGAUGAAGAUGUUGAGAAACUGAAGGAUGCCAAGGAAUAUUCACAGACACAGUCUCCUACUUUCUAAUCCUUUUAUUGGCCAAACAACCUUUUGCCGAGGUCAUUUAAUCCCGAAGUUACGGCAUUCAAGCAAACCCUAAUUUAAGAUAUUUGGAAUCAUAACAAAUGACACCUCUCCAAAUGUAUAUCCUAUUUCAGUUUUACAACAUAGUUUCAACUUUAGCACAUGGCAAGGGUGGUUGGGGUUUGGGGUGGCUCACAGGAACCAUAGGGAAGUGGAAACCAAUUUCAGAAAUUUCUAGAGAGAAGGGAGAAAAGGGGGAAUGCUUAAAGAGGGCAGAGUUACCAAUCACCGAAGUUGACACAUCCGUUUGUUUUCAGGAUGAAAUAAAUACUAAAUAAAACCUAUUGUGGAACUUCUCUGCGUAUUUAUACGUAAAUAUUAAUAAUUGGGUAAACAAUUCUUAUUUUAUUGUAAAAUAGGGUAUCUGACCAAACUUCAGGGACCAAUCGCCCCCCACCCCUAUUUUUAACAUUGUUACUUUGAGAAAAUUGGUUUUGACUUAUCUUUAAAUUUAAGAUGCAGUUUUCAGGAACCAAUUGUGUUGUGUGCAAAGUCUUUGGACUGUCUUGGGUGAAUUCAUUUCUCAUGUAUUGCUUUAAAACAUUAAAGAGUAUCAGGUACUUUUUUAUGUUAGCUUCUGCAAUUAUACUUUCCUUCCUUAUGGAGCUAGCUUUAGAAUUCUAUUCUUGAAUUUGGAGUAGCUAUCAUUAGAUGGCUCUGACUUAUGUGUUGAUAAAAAAGAAUGUUGGUGGACAAAUGGGUUUCAUUUUCUUCUCGCAUAGGUUUCUUUCAUUUCAUUUAGAUUGACAUUUGAACCCAGCCCAAAAUGUGCAUCAGGAUGCAUUUAAAUGAUGAAAGCAGACAUCUCUGUCUUUAAACACAAAAAGAGCUUCCUCUUCAUUUAAAGUUCAAGCAAAUUUAUGAUAUUGUAUAACUCAUUUACCUCAAUGAAUGAUUUUGUAUGCUUACAUAAAAACUACUAAGAAAUGUAUCCGAAGUUAGAAUUAGACCCAUUUUUAGUCUAUCUUUUUUCAUUGUCUUGAAAACAGACUAUGUAACUUGAAUAAAAACAAUUAUCAUCCAGCAAA